CGAUCAACAUGACUCUGAGCGACUGGUACGCGAACCGCGAGCUACUCGUAACGGGAGUCACCAGUGAUGUGGGACGAGCUCUUCUCGACAAGAUUCUACGUUCGUUCCCCGACGUGAAAGUCUACGCUGUGAUUAGAUCCCAGAACGAUUUCAACAAAGACGAAAGGAUCAAGAAGAUUUUCCUCUCGACGCGAUUCGAGAGGCUGAGGCAGGAGCAGCCAACUGCGAUUUCUCGCGUGAGGGCGUUGGAGGGUAAUUUGAUAUACAAUGGACUGGGCAUGAGCAAGGAGGACAAGGAACUGUUGCUGAACGUCAGCGUGGUGUUUCACGCGGGCGGUCCGCACGACGCGGUGUUCGAGUUUUGCCAGACGCUGCCUCGUCUGGAGGCAGUGGCCGCCGUUUCGAGCAUCUUCCGGCACAGGGGUCAAAUCUCCGAGUCGUUGCAGAACGAACGCGUGCCCGACAUACCGGUGGCUCUGGUACGAGUGCCACUGAUCGGGCCACCGUAUCGCGAACCUAUGCCCGGCUUCGUCGACGUUUUGAAAGGAUCGACAGCUUUCAUGGUAGGGUCGGGCAUCGCCCUGGGAAAGUCUGAGUUUCCAGCGGAAAUCAUUCCAAUCGACCUGACGGUCAACACCCUCAUCGCCGUUGCAUGGGAACGAGGCAUCGGGAAAAACGUACAGAGAACGAUGGUGUAUAACGCAGCACCGAUCGGAUGCACGUGGAACGACCUGGUUAAGAAAGGAGCGCGAGGCAACCGACAUUUUACAUACCCGACUUUUGGAUUUCGCGGAAUGACGUCCGUAGCAGCCUUGUAUUGGGUUCUGGUGCUUAUUUUCGAAUGGUUGCCAUCCGCACUCUGCGACACGUUUCUCGGUCUAUUCGGAGCGAAAAAAAGGCUUCUACGAGAGCACGAGAGAGUUCGUAAUGCACUUCGAUCCCUUGAGUCAAUUUCAUCGAGGCCGUGGUCAGCAGAGAGGAAUCGUGUGCACCUGCUCCAACGACGUCUCUCCCCAGAAGACCAAGAUGCAUUUCCGGUUACCGCGGAAAUCGACAUCGAGAGUUACAUUCUCUGCACGGCCGCUGCCACCAAGAAGUAUUGCACCGACGAAACCAACGUCAAACUCGUAAGAAUAUUUCGACAGCUUUUCUUCUUCGUCGUUGCGGCUGCCCUUCUCUACGUUUACUACUCCUAUAGGCAUCACGCGCCCGUUAAACAACGCGGACUCUAAGUCGGUAUUGUUUAUUCAUACCUUUACACGUUAAGAGUCAUGAACUAUGAACUUAUCGUCCUGCAAGAUAAUAUACAGUACAUAUUCGCGAAUAUAGAAAUGCUCUUCUUCGACAUCGGAUCUUUGCACGCGUUUGAAAACGCUCAAUUGGAAGGCAAGAAGAGAAAGAUAUUGUAAUUAGAGAGAUAAAGUUGCCUUCCGUAUCUCCAUUGUUGGGUUUAAAGACUCGUACAUGUUCCUGAAUAUUAUUAGACUGUGUAUAUAUUUUGCAUCGCACGAUUCGUACCAUAUUUUUUUAUUGUUCGAAUGAGUUUGUGUGUAUGAGCGAAAGAGGAUUUUUGUAAGUCUAGUAAUAUAAAGUAUAGUAAUAUAAAG
Colletes gigas is the source of this 1607-nucleotide messenger RNA. RefSeq names its product fatty acyl-CoA reductase 1-like. Lineage: Eukaryota; Metazoa; Arthropoda; Insecta; Hymenoptera; Colletidae. Gene Ontology annotation, molecular function: alcohol-forming very long-chain fatty acyl-CoA reductase (NADP+) activity. Gene Ontology annotation, biological process: long-chain fatty-acyl-CoA metabolic process. The record is from RefSeq and is a predicted model, not a curated record. Gene Ontology annotation, cellular component: peroxisome. The transcript has 4 exons. The coding region runs from base 9 to 1232 and encodes 407 amino acids.